This is a messenger RNA of Gossypium raimondii (Peruvian cotton), 1808 nucleotides long. RefSeq lists its product as uncharacterized. The transcript is spliced from 6 exons. Lineage: Eukaryota; Viridiplantae; Streptophyta; Magnoliopsida; Malvales; Malvaceae. Bases 205 to 1602 code for a protein of 465 amino acids. The record is from RefSeq and is a predicted model, not a curated record.
AAUAUCAUCAGAACUUGAUUUUCUUUAAAAAAUCCCGACCCACUUUCACUUACCACCUCCCCGCCGCCAAACAAGCCUCUCCGCCGCCUCCUCCGCCAGUCCUUCACUCAUGCCUUCAAGUUUCCCGCAUGCCAGGAAACUAAAUAAGGGUUUAGGUGACUAGUUUUGACUGAGGAUUUAAGUUAAGGUUUUGGGUGUCUUUAUAUGGGUCCUGACUUGAAUCUGACCGAGAAAGCCACUUCGAUAGUGGUUUCGACUGACAAGGAAAGCUCGGCCCGAAAUAAAGAAAACAAGGGGAUGCAAGGGAACAUCGGUUUAGAGGUUGAUCUUAUUGAAUGCAUGGAUUCUGUUGAGUCUGAGAUGGUUGAUGUUGAAUGCCAGGAUGCUACUGAGUUUUCGAGUUCUUUCGGUGACACAAUAUCUGGGGAUGAGGAUGGUUCGAUUGUGAAUGAUGAAGUUGAAUCACCUUUGCCGCCCCUGAGGUUGUUUGGAUCGUUAUCUGAUGGUUGGAAUGGACAGUUUCAGAUGGGGAAGAGAAGGUUAACGGAUCACUGGAGGAGGUUUAUUCAUCCUAUUGAGUGGCGCUGCAAAUGGUUGGAAAUUAAACUUUGUGAACUUAAGUCUCAGGCACUCAAGUAUGAGAGAGAGCUCGACGAAUAUGAUAAAAUCAAGCAGUUUGAGUUUGGAAAGGUUACCUCUGAAGGUUUUGAUGCAAAGUGGCGAGCUUUUCCUUCAAAAGCUCAAAGAAAAGAAGUAAUGAAGAGGAGGAAGAGAACACGAGUAGAAGAUACCACAGAUGUGGCAACAUAUAUGUCACAUCAUAAUAUAUUCUCGUAUUACGAAAGUAAGAAAUCCAUUGAUGCUGCCGCUGCUUUUGCUUUGGUUGAUGAUUGGGGCGAUUUUGAUAAUAAAACGAUUGUUGGCUAUGAUGAAAAUGGAUGCAAUGAUGGAUGGCCUUAUCAAUCUAGAGAUGGUGAUGAUUUGAUGGAGCAGAUCCUUCGGAAGAUUGAACGCCUACAGUCAAGAGUUCGGAUACUAAAGACAAGAAUGGACAAAGUUGUGAGCGAAAGCCCUCAAAAGUUCUCAUCUAUCAACAUGUUGAGUUCUGUUGUACAGUCUGAUGCAUUGAACAAUUCUGAAAGUCAUCAUUAUGCUGAGAAAGAUGAUCGGAAUAGUUUGCAAUGUACCACAUCCCGGCAUGCAUCUGAGUGUCUUAUGUGGGAUGAUUUUAUGCCUGAAAGCUCACUUUCAGGUCAGGCAGAGUUGGCCACUCUCCCAGAUAUGAUCAGGAACAUGAGUCAGUGUCUGCUCGCUUUUUCGUCGGAAAAUAUCGAGGCAGAUAUUCUAAUACCUAACCAGGCAGCUGAGGAGGAGUUGCGUAGUUUCGGAAGUUGUAUAACCCAACAGGCAGAGAAGCCUCACGUAUUGAUAGACAACUCGAAGUCGAAAACUGUUCCUGGAGACAACUUGCAGAUUAACAUCACCUCUCUUCAACCAAAUAUGCAGCCACCUUUUUUGAAUUCAAAGCAAGCUGAUAAUGAAAGGGCCGGUGGGGUUAAAAAGUCGGACCUAAGUGGAUGGAUCCGGAGAUCCUCGGGUUAACUGGAUUUAUGGAAGUCGACUCACAUUUCAGAUAGUUGAAAUGGAGAAAAAGAGGUUUUUAAAGUUUUUCAGUUUUGAUGAUAAAUAUAUGUAAAUGGCAAGUGUGCAUUCUGCUUUCCUCUCCCAUUUCUUCCGCAACUUAUAUUACCUGUACAUGCUACUUCUCACUCUACCUAUAAUAUAACAUCAUACAUGUUCAGUUCUUA